Molecule: messenger RNA, 2351 nt
Organism: Anarrhichthys ocellatus (wolf-eel)
Lineage: Eukaryota; Metazoa; Chordata; Actinopteri; Perciformes; Anarhichadidae
Gene: nots
Product: nothepsin
Exons: 9
Coding region: 896-2110 (404 amino acids)
Biological process (GO): proteolysis
Molecular function (GO): aspartic-type endopeptidase activity
Source: RefSeq, a predicted model, not a curated record
UUUUAAUAGUUUAUUUAUUUUAUUUGUUGUGGCUCAAGGGGGGCGGCGCCCUAGCGCCCUCUAAUGACCAGCCGCCACCGUUUCCUUCAGUAAAAGUAUCAGUAAAAUAUAGUAAAAGUAUUCAAAGUGUGACUCUUCUACUGUUGUGUAUAUAAUCUUGAAUGUUAAAGUACCUCUACGUUGUACUUGAGUCUCUUUAAUAAUCUGAACAUCUGAAGCAGUGUUCCCGUUAUUUUGUCCACCCUGUGUUGUUUGUCUCGUCAGGUCAAAGCGACCGAGACCUCCGACUUCAAACAAACCGUUUCACAACCGGACGGAAGAAGUGAACCCGCUCGAGUCUUUGUUCUCCUGAAACUUCUGCUUAAUUUGAUGUUGGACACAAAUAAAAUGUCUUAAAGUAAAGUUAGGACGAUGUGUAAGAGCUACUUUAGGUAAAAGAAGUUUAAAAUAUGGAGUCAGGACAGUUAAUACUCGAACAAUAUCAGGAUUUAUGAGAACAGAAAUAAAUGUUUUCUCUUGAGUCCGUAGUUUUUUUAUUUGCUCUAAUAUGCCGUCGUAGAAGGUGAAUAUAGAUUUCAAACGUUAUAUAUUGAAUAUUUUACUGUAUAUUCUGUUGAAUCACCGUUAACAUUUCUGACAUUGUGCACAUUCGGUUUUUGCACCUUACUGAUAAUCUUCCUCAGUGGAUGAAAACGCACCAGAGAAAUCAACUAAAUACAAUUAAAAUAUUGACAUUUUUACUGUAUUUUAUUGAUCAGAUAAUUAUUGAUGCAUCAAGUUUCAGAGAGUCUCUGCUGUCACUCACACACAUACACACACACACACACACAUCCAAUCAGAGCAGCAGUGAUCUCUGAUAAAAGCUGCUCUCGCUCUGACGGACUCACAGACAGACAUGUUGAAGCUGGUGCUGCUGCUGCUGUGGACAUGGACGAGCUCGGCACUGGUCAGGGUCCCUCUGAAGCGGGUGCGUUCGAUUCGUUCCCAGCUGCGAGCCGAAGGCGUGCUGGAGGACUUCCUGAAGGAGCACCGGCCCGACAUGUUCAACCGGCGCUACGCUCAGUGCUUCCCGCCCGGCACGCCAUCGCUGCGGCUCGGACGCUCCAGCGAGAAGAUCUACAACUUCAUGGACGCUCAGUAUUACGGUGAAAUCAAUUUGGGGAGUCCGCAGCAGAACUUCUCUGUGGUUUUCGACACCGGCUCAUCCGACCUCUGGGUGCCGUCGACCUACUGCGUGAGCCAAGCCUGUGCAUUGCACAGGCGUUUCAGGGCGUUUGAGUCCACUUCGUUCCAUCAUGACGGCCGGACAUUUGGGAUCCACUACGGAUCAGGACACCUGCUGGGAGUCAUGGCCAGAGACACGUUGAAGAUCGGGAGUCUGACCGCCCAGAACCAAGAGUUUGGGGAGUCGGUCUACGAGCCUGGUUCUGCGUUUGUGAGGGCAAGAUUCGACGGCGUUCUGGGGAUGGGUUACCCGUCCCUGGCAGAGAUCCUUGGAAACCCCGUUUUCGACAACAUGUUGGCGCAGAAGGAGGUGGACGAGCCGAUCUUCUCCUUCUUCCUCAGCAGGAAAACAAGCAGCGGCACCCCAGAAGGCGAACUGUUGCUAGGCGGAAAAGAUGAGGCGUUGUACAGCGGACCAAUCAACUGGCUUCCAGUGACUGCUAAGGGCUACUGGCAGAUUAAGAUGGAAAGUAUCGCGGUGCAGGGUGCGAGUUCUCUCUGUCCUCGUGGUUGCCAGGUGAUUGUCGAUACUGGAACCUCCCUCAUCGCCGGACCAACCGUUGAUAUCCUCACCCUUCACCAGCUGAUUGGAGCCACGCCCACAAACAUAGGAGAGUUCCUCAUCGACUGUGUCAGGUUGUCCAGUUUGCCUCAUGUGACAUUCGUCCUUGGAGGAACAGAAUACACACUGACUGCUGAGCAAUACGUUAGGAAGGAGACACUUGGCGACAAGGAGUUUUGCUUCAGUGGUUUCCAGGCCGUGGACAUGGUUUCCCCCGAAGGCCCCCUGUGGAUUCUGGGAGAUGUAUUUCUGACAGAGUUCUACAGCAUCUUUGACAGAGGACAGGACCGGGUUGGCUUUGCCUUUGCUAAACACCCAACUUAACUCUAACCCAUUGGUUAUCGGUUAAUAGCUGACAACUGUAUCAUCAAUAAAAACUAUGCAAUUCUUACAAAGGCAUCAACACAAAUAGUACUUGUUUUGUAACUAGCUAGAAGCAUUGUUCUUACAGCAGUCAUCUUUUUCACAAAUCCUGCAGCCCGAGGUUCAUUUACAGUGCCCAAUCAUAGACCAUCCUCCAAUCACAUCAUCAAAGAUUAUCAUUGGCUGAACUGUUGAUUAUGGC